Fibroporia radiculosa is the source of this 4620-nucleotide messenger RNA. RefSeq lists its product as uncharacterized. Gene Ontology annotation, molecular function: UDP-glucose:glycoprotein glucosyltransferase activity. Gene Ontology annotation, cellular component: endoplasmic reticulum. Bases 1 to 4620 code for a protein of 1539 amino acids. NCBI's taxonomy places the organism in Eukaryota, Fungi, Basidiomycota, Agaricomycetes, Polyporales, Fibroporiaceae. The record is from RefSeq and is a predicted model, not a curated record. The transcript has 31 exons.
AUGCUUACGGACCCCAGGACUCUGCUCAGUCCUCCAUCAGUGACACCAGAAACGGCAUACCAGAAUAUCCUCAAGACUGUGACCUCAAAUGGGUUUCUGUCCAAGCCUGGGGCGUAUGCUUCUGUGGAAAUGAAUUUGGCUCUUCACGCGUCGACCCCUACCAUCGAAGCGUUUUACCAGUUCUAUACGGAUCGCCAUGCACAACGACUCAACUCUUCGCAUGAAGGACACUGUGGAUCAUGGGUGGAUUGGUAUGGGCAUGUAAUAUGUGAUGCAGAAACCCUCGCACAUGCGGUGGACGCGGAAAUGGCUGGGCAGGCAGGCACUGACGAAGCCCAUGCGCGUCCGACGCUUAUGCCGUUUGAUCACAUUCAACCGCUCCCGACACGGAACUUGGAUGCACCCCCUCGAACAGCGGUAUUAUAUGCUUCGAUAUCAUCGGAUAAUUUCCGAGAGUUGCAUACAUAUCUAUACAAAGCAUCGAGCGGUCCUUCUCCCCACAUUGAGUAUGUUUUCCGGCCACUUCCACCCAAGGAUCACGACGCAUCCCAGAAGGUGUAUCUCUCUGGCUAUGGCGUUGCACUCGAUUUGAAGAAGAUGGACUAUCUGGCAUUAGACGACCGUAAAAAGGGAACUGACAGUGAGGAAGCGGCACAAGAAGAAUCAUUCUCGUCAUAUUCGAAUGCAGAUCCAAUCAUGGCACUGUUACAGCAAUAUCCCGAGAACUCGACGUUAGACACUGGUAGUCCUCUUACGGACGAAGAGCUGCUUGAUAUAGGUCUUCAAGCGACACAGCUGGUUCACGACGCUGAUGAACCCUUAGUUGUGCUCAAGCAAUUGGUACAAGAUUUUCCUAAAUAUGCCACCGCUCUGUCGCGACGGGUAGUAAUUGAAUCGGGCUUGUUAGAAGAAGUCGAGGAUAAUCAGAUCACGAUUCCCGGUGGAACGAGCGUAGUUUGGCUCAACGGGCACUCUAUCUCGGAAAAGGACAUGAACCCAUUUGCGUUAUUAAGACUCCUCCGCAAGGAGCGCGCCACGAUGCUAUCUCUGACCUCCUUGGGACUCACUCCCAGCCAGGCGGUGGAAUUAUUGACACAUCCGUCCAUCAGUGCUGCGCAAAGUGAAUCGGGGGUUCUCGAUGGCAUCUUCGAUGCCAGUGAUCGUCUUGAAGGGGGUGGAGCCAUCGUCUGGAUGAAUAAUAUAGAGAAAGACUCCCGGUACCUGCGGUGGGGGAAGUCUCUUAGUUUGUUUAUGAGACCCAUGUACCCUGGUCAAUUCCCUAGUUUACGUGCGAACAUUUUCAAUGUUGUCCUCGUUGUCGACCUCUCUCAGACAAGCAAUAUCCAAUUCCUUGCUGUUACGGUUUCGAAUAUCAUAAAUCGUAGCUUUCCAUUCCGAUGGGGUAUCGUUCCGAUUGUGGAAACAGAGGAAGGGACACGAAUGGCACGACUAUUCCACUUCCUGAUAACUCAUUUUGGCAGGAAGAGAACAGUCGAGUUCCUCCAGCAUAUAUCGCAGGCCGAUAGAUCUAUGGAGUCUACGACAAUUACUGUAGAUUGGAACCUAGUUCGAAGCGCAUACCGCACGUUGCUGGCUAGUAGCGACCCUCUGGAAGGCGUUCCAACUGAUUUGGACGACAUCUUAGCCGGGGUCACCGAGGGCUUCCGCGUUGAUUUGGAGAAAACACGUUCGUAUGCUAACCGGUUAGGUGCGAAUUUGUCGCCUGGGGUGCAAGGGCAUGCAUUUGUCAAUGGUAAACAUUUUAAAUUGGACGAUAUGUUUUUACGAAUGAUGCAAAUGGAGUUUGGAGAGGAGCUCGACUAUUUCCGAGAACAGCUUAUGUCUGGACAAAUAAGCGAUAGUGCUCUUUCGAGCAUUUCAACAUAUUUUUAUGAUCUGCCUGGCGCUGCUAAGAGGCGAAAUGUCUAUAUUUACCCUUCCAGCAACGUUGGUGAUCUGCGCAUAUUCAGUCUCCCGGCUCUAGUUGGGGAGAGUGGCUUCCCUGUCUGGCCUGGAUCAUUCCUUUAUCCACCCGAGCUUCAGCAAGUUUCGCUCACAACGUAUGUGGUUGCCGACUUUGACAGCGAAACAGGCUUGUUAUUCAUGAAAGAAGCCCUCGGCGCUCUGGCUGCGGGUUAUAACUCAAGGAUAUCAUUCAUUCACAAUCCAACUCAUAUAACUAGCUCGAGUUCAAAGCGACCACAGAUCUCGUCUCUACUCGCACAUCUGAUCGUGAAAGAUAUCCUUCAUCAGGUCUCCCCAUCCCGCCUUCUCAACGUCCUGGGUCUGGGCGAAGUUGUUGCACCAAAUCAUAAUCCGCAAGUUGUGGUCUCCUCUGAAGAUAGUCUCAACGAUAUAUUGGGCGGAACGGUAUUGGAAGACGCGGAGUAUGAUAAUUACGUGAAAGCAAGCCUGUUGAUUAGCCGGGACUUGAGCCUGGCUCACGGCGAUCAGGCGUUAAUUGUCAAUGGACGGAUCCUCGGACCAAUCCAGCCGGGAUCAUUCUCAGCAGAUGAUUUUCCGACGCUUUCAGCCUAUGAAUCGCGGAAACGCGUGGAGCCUGUAAUAGGGGCUCUAGAAAGUAUUUUGGGCUCGUUCGAGGGGCUCAACCGCGAAUCAUACGCCGAUCUCACGUCGCUGGUGUCUUCUAUCACCUCCGCUAUCCAACUGCCUGAUCCGAGCGAACUUGGUUUAUUCAACCAACCUUACAGGCCCCGUGAGCGCCCAUAUGCGCACCUAUCCGGAGAUUACACUGCGUUCUCGUUUGGAGACAACAGUACCGCUCUAUUCCAAUUCGGCAUCGUUCUUAGCCCACUCAGCGAGGCGGCACAGAAGUGGACUAGCCUUAUGGAGUGGCUUCUGACCAUCCCCGAUGUUUCCAUCGAUCUGCACAUCAACCCGGCGAGGUAUCGUGAGUUGCCGCUAAAGAGAUUCUAUCGCUACAAUCUCAGUCCACGGCUUGAAUUCGAUGGAAAUGGAGAGGAAAUACACGCAUCCGCUGAAUUUUUAGGACUGCCCGUCGACCCCAUCUAUACACUCGCAAUGGAUGUGCCGCAAUCGUGGCUCGCUAGGCCGCGUGAGGCCUUACACGACCUAGAUAACCUUUUGCUCCGUGGACUGUCUUCUCAUGAGCGCAAGCAAGGCAUCCAAGCAGUCUUUGAUCUCGAUUAUCUGGUAGUGGAAGGGCAUGCACGCGAUACAUUUACCAACGCCCCUCCGCGUGGCGUCCAGCUGCAACUUGCGACGAACGCUGGUGUACCCAUUGCAGAUACACAGGUCGUGGCGAACCUGGGUUAUCUACAGUUCCGAGCCAAGCCUGGGGUUUUUCACCUAGCGAUUCGUCCUGGAAGAGGUCGUCAGAUUUUCAAGAUGGAGAGUGUCGGAAAUGAAGGCUGGACGAGUUCUGGCGUGGAUGAAGUUGGCGACGAGAUCACACUGACCAGCUUCGAGGGACUAGUACUUUAUCCACGACUGAUGAGACUGCCUGGAAUGGGCCGUGUGGAUGUUCUCGCGGAACCUGCUUUUUCUGAUCACAGCUCUAAGGGCCUAUUGGAGAAUGCAGUGUCUUGGGUGUCACAGCUUUUCUCAAACAAACACACCACCGAACUGGCAUUGAGUAGCCGGCAAGCCGAAAUCAACAUCUUCACCGUCGCGUCAGGAUUGCUUUACGAGCGCUUCGCCUCCAUCAUGAUUCUCAGUGUACUCCGGAAUACCAAGAGUAGUGUGAAAUUCUGGUUCAUUGAGAAUUUCCUCUCUCCGUCCUUCCUUGAAUUUAUCCCCCAUUUUGCCAAAGCAUAUGGUUUCCAGUACGAGCUAGUCACAUACAAAUGGCCGUCGUGGCUCAGGGCCCAAAAGGAGAAACAGCGGAUCAUCUGGGCUUACAAAAUCCUCUUCCUAGACGUGCUCUUCCCGAUGGAUUUAAAGAAGGUCAUUUUCGUUGACGCGGACCAAAUUGUGCGAACCGACUUAAAAGAGCUCGUUGACCUUGAUCUCCACGGUGCACCUUACGGAUAUACUCCAAUGGGAGACGACAAUGUUGAGAUGGAGGGUUUCCGAUUUUGGAAGACUGGCUACUGGAAGGAGUUCUUGCGCGGGAUGCCGUAUCACAUCAGCGCUUUAUACGUGGUGGAUCUGGUGCGAUUCCGUCAGAUGGCCGCUGGUGACAUCCUUCGAAGCCAUUAUCAACAACUGUCUGCUGAUCCCAAUUCACUCGCAAACCUGGACCAAGACUUGCCCAAUAACUUGCAGCGUGACGUUCCAAUUUUCUCGUUACCAGAGGAUUGGCUAUGGUGUGAAACUUGGUGUAGCAAAGAUCGACUGCACCGCGCCAAGACAAUUGACUUGUGCCAGAAUCCACUCACAAAAGAGCCCAAGCUCUCUCGCGCGCGCCAGAUUCCAGAAUGGGAAGAGUACGAUGGCGAAAUUGCACAGUUCGCUCGAAAACUGGCGGAGGAAGGCAAGAUGCGCUCAGAGAUCGUCGCGGCGGACGUCAAUGUCCUCGCCGAUGUUGGUUCUGGCCGAGUGUCUUCUACUGUAGGAGACGUAGGCCAGACAGAGAACAACCCAGGCGACGAGAAUCAACAUAAUCUUGGCACACAUGGAGUUCCUAAAUUAUAUUAG